Molecule: messenger RNA, 992 nt
Organism: Mangifera indica (mango)
Lineage: Eukaryota; Viridiplantae; Streptophyta; Magnoliopsida; Sapindales; Anacardiaceae
Exons: 2
Coding region: 413-925 (170 amino acids)
Source: RefSeq, a predicted model, not a curated record
ACUGUUCAGUACGGAUUCGUGCUGGACUUAAAUGCCUCACCUUCCUAGCCUUCGAGAUGAUGACAAACCCCAGGCCAAUCCCAAAAUCUUCCUUCAGAUUUUGGCAACUGCAGGCGUGACUGCUGGCUGCCGAAGCAUCAGCAUAACAUAAGCAUCAUCAGCCAUUAAAGCGGCAGCGGUGGGCGGGCGUAGACCUCCUUCGACAGUGACAUUUCACUUAUAAUAACAUUUGAUGUGUCCAUUUAUCCAACCACGUGUCACUCUACAUGUUACUCUCUCUGACGACUCAUCUCUUUCUUUAAUUUUCUCAUCAACUUUCCGUCGUUCCCACUUACAAUUCCACCAUUACACAUCACUUCAAAGUCUCGCUCUUAACAUGCUCAUUUGUCUUCCUUUAGCUUGUUAAUUAGCCAUGGAAAAUCUUGGUUCACAGAAGAAUAAUAAUUCUACAAGAAAGCCGAUGAGAAGAAGGGCUCAUAGUAGAAGGGUUCCUCAGGAUUGUACAAUCAACAUGGCUGAAGCUAGAAGAGAGAUUGUUCAAGCCUUGCAGCUCCAUAGAUCUUCAAUGAAACAAACCACAAAAUCAACCGGAAUACUUGCAGUUACAGCAACACCAUUUGUGGCGAGUUCUUCACUAUGUUGUUAUAAUUCAUUAACAGAGUCAAUGCCUCUACCUGAACCCAUAUGGUCAACUACUGCACCUGCAAUUUCUGCAGCGCCGCCGUCUGUGGUGGAGAGCCUGGAAUUCGAGUGGGGAGAAAACCAGGCUGCUUCUUACUCUUGGUGGGCGGUGUUUGAUGAUCACCACGAUGGUUCAAAACUUGGAGAUGUAGAUAGAGAUGAAAGUGGUCAAAAUUCAUCUCCUGAUGAAUGGUUGAUGUUUCCAAGUUCUGAUGAUCAAGGUGAAACCACAAAUCCCUCGUGAAAUAAAAUAAAUUUUUGUUUAAAAUUAUUUAGCUUUUGAUUAAUUAAUCUAUACUUGUGAGUAUUCA